CUUUCAGGUAUCUCCUCUCUAAAGUUCAAGUCCAGCCAUGCUUCCAGGUGAAUUCACAGGAAUCCACUAUAUGGCUCCUGAGAAUCCAACUCCCUUUCCUGCCAACUUCGGCAUGACGUAUGGCAACACGCCAACCCUCCAUUUUGGUGGAUAUUUAAGCAACCUAACCACUUCUCAGAUCCCUCCUAUUCAUGAAUUCACCCCACAGUCGUCAAGCCUGAGCAAUAACUCUACUUCAGAUGAAGCCGAGGAGCAUCAACUCAGCAUCAUAGAUGAAAGGAAGCAGAGAAGAAUGAUAUCUAAUAGAGAAUCUGCUCGCAGGUCAAGGAUGCGGAAACAGAAGCACCUGGAUGAGCUCUGGUCGCAGGUCGUCCGUCUCAGAAAUGAGAAUCACAGCCUCAUAGACAAGUUGAACCAUGUGUCGGAGUGCCAUGACCGGGUUCUUCAAGAGAAUGUGAGGCUCAAGGAAGAAGCUUCUGACCUCCGCCAAAUGCUUACGGACCUCCGAAUAGGCAGUCCUUACACCACGUUGAGAGAGUUGGAGGGGGUUUCCUGCAACACAGCCCAUCUCAGAGCUGAGUCCUCCAACCAAUCCAUCACUAGCUCCAUAGACCUGCUUCAUUGAGAUUGGCCGGGGUUGCCUUUUUCCUAUUUACUACUUUUAUGUUCCUUCUGUUACUAUGACUAUGACUAUGAGUGCUAGCUAAUGAGUCUUUGCCUUCACUCCCAUCUGUAUGAGAGAUCUAAAAACAGAUUACAAUAACAGCUUUUAACCAUCAUUUUCCAA
Messenger RNA from Vitis riparia (riverbank grape), 787 nucleotides. Its product is annotated as basic leucine zipper 43. The transcript has a single exon. The coding region runs from base 38 to 625 and encodes 195 amino acids. NCBI's taxonomy places the organism in Eukaryota, Viridiplantae, Streptophyta, Magnoliopsida, Vitales, Vitaceae. Gene Ontology annotation, molecular function: DNA-binding transcription factor activity. The record is from RefSeq and is a predicted model, not a curated record. Gene Ontology annotation, biological process: regulation of DNA-templated transcription.